Sphaerodactylus townsendi is the source of this 4652-nucleotide messenger RNA. It is a transcript of the gene PPP1R12C, whose product is annotated as protein phosphatase 1 regulatory subunit 12C. Gene Ontology annotation, biological process: signal transduction. The transcript has 23 exons. The record is from RefSeq and is a predicted model, not a curated record. Gene Ontology annotation, cellular component: cytoplasm. Gene Ontology annotation, molecular function: phosphatase regulator activity; enzyme inhibitor activity; protein kinase binding. The coding region runs from base 89 to 2767 and encodes 892 amino acids. Lineage: Eukaryota; Metazoa; Chordata; Lepidosauria; Squamata; Sphaerodactylidae.
GAGGCGUCGCUCCGCCUCCUCCUGCUGUUCAGCCCAGGGCGGGCAGCCCAGCCGGGCUGGCGGCGGCAGCGGCGGCGGGGAGAGGAAAAUGGCGGCGCCGCUGCUGUCCCUCUCCGAGGGGGAGGGCGCCCGGGCGCGGCGGCGGGAGCAGCUGCGGGCCUGGGCGGAGGCCGAGGCAGUGGCGGCUUCCCCGGGGCCGGCCCCGCCUCCGGCCGGCUCCUCUCCGCUGCCUUCCCCGGCGGCGACGGGCUCCGCGAUGGGCUCCGGCGGCCGCCCCUGCCGCACCGUCCGCUUCGAUGCGGCCGCCGAGUUCUUGGCCUGCUGCGCGGGGGCCGAGCUGGAGGCGGCGCGGGAGAUGCUGAGCGCCGACCCGGGAGCCGUCAACGGGACCAACGCGGACGGCAUCAGCGCCCUACACCAGGCCUGCAUCGAUGAGAACAUGGAGGUGGUUGAAUUUCUGGUGAAAAAUGGAGCCGACGUGAACCAGGCUGACAACGAGGGCUGGACUCCGCUGCACGUUGCUGCUUCCUGUGGCUACAUCGAAAUUGCACAAUACCUCUUGGACCACGGUGCCAAUAUCGCCGCAGUGAACAGCGACGGGGAUGUGCCAUUGGACAUCGCCGAGGCUGACAACAUGGAGGCCUUACUGCGUUCGGAGAUUACAAAGAGAGGGGUAGACGUUGAAGUCGCCAAACGGGAGGAGGAGGAGGUGAUGCUCCGUGAUGCGCGCCAGUGGCUGAACGCCGGCAAAAUAGCUGACGAGCCCCACCCCAAAACUGGGGCCACCGCCUUGCACGUGGCAGCUGCCAAGGGCUAUGUCGAGGUUAUGAGGCUGCUCCUGCAGGCCGGCUACGACCCCAACGUGCAGGACAAGGACGGCUGGACUCCCUUGCAUGCCGCAGCCCACUGGGGAGUCGAGGAAGCUUGUCGCCUUUUGGCAGACCACUUCUGUGAUAUGGAGGCGCUCAACAACGUGGGCCAGCGUCCCUGCGACCUCGCAGACGAGGAUUCUUUGGCCCUGCUCGAGGAGCUGCAGCGUAAACAGAACGACCUUCGCAGCAAGAAGGAAGCGCACCUGCGGCAGGCUGUGAUUGACACCUGCUUGGAACAGCCCCCUUCGUACACGAGCAAGCACCGAAGGAGUUCGGUAUGUCGCAUGAGCAGCAAGGAGAAGAUCUCUGUCCAGGACCAGUCGAAGGAGCGCAAGACUUUGGGCACCAUCACCGUCGGCGAGGACGAGACCAGCUCAGCCUCGGACGGAGAGGAGGCUCCCAAUUCCAGCGAGGCAAAGACCAGCCCCCCGACAGACAGCAGUGCGGUGAAUGGCGUCUCUCUGGCCACCGUCACCCCCAUCCCUCCCAGCCCUGCUACGCAGAAGUUUUCUGGAGGCUGCAGCCGCACAAUGGAACCGGAGGACUCACAAGCCCCCGCGGUCUGGAGGCAGAGUCUGCGCAAGACCAGCAGCUUUGGGGUGCUGCAGGACGCCCGGCUGGAGGAAGGGGCGGGCAAGGAGGGCGGCGGCAUCAAGCGGUCGGCAUCCAGCCCUCGGCUGGACACCGAAGAAAAGCAAGACAUCCGGGAGCUCUUGCAGAAGUGGAACAAGAAUCCCAUUGGCACAGGGUUAGCCAAUAGGAGCACAGCUUCUGAGCCGGCCGGUGACCCGAGCAAAGAACCACGUCUGGCCCGGGUGACGCCAACUCCCACCCGGAGGAUAUUUGCCCUCCCGGACACGGAGCCUCACCGGGACCCGCGGCGAGCAAACUUAGAAGGUGGCCUUCAGAUGAAGAUAGAUACGGCCCUUGCCCCUCACCUGCCCCCCAAUUCCACUGCCAUCGGCUCUAGCACGGAUCCCCGGGACCGCCGAAGGUCCUACCAGACGCCCGUGCGGGAUGAAGAGUCGGAAUCCCAGCGGAAGGCCCGCUCCAGGCUCAUGAGGCAGUCCAGGCGAUCUACGCAGGGUGUUACUCUCACCGAUCUGAAGGAGGCCGAGAAGACCAUGGGCCGGGCCGGGGACUCCAAAGCGGCCGCGGAGCAGAGAAGCAACGAGGACGAGAAGCUUGAAAGAGAUGGAGAGCAGCAGCCACAAGAGGCUACGGUAGAGGAUGCUUCGAGGAGAUUUCGGCAUCCCAGUUCAGACAGCUCUUCGGUUUAUACUGUGAAUCCGUUGGUGGUGAAUUUGCAACCCAGAAAAGGCUCAGAACCCGAUGAGACAAGCUUGGAGAUGGAUUCGGAUCUCCGGAACCGGUUGGCCCUCCGGGAUCGCAGGAAAGGCCGGCGGGACAGACACGGCAGUGGGCUGGGGGGCAACUCUGAGGGUGAGGAUGAAGAAGACGUUGAGCAAGUCAACAAUGAAGAUCCAUCAGGACAUGGCAGUGAACACAUGAACAGUGUCCUGCCCAACCGGACGGCUCCCUGCCAGAGACGAAACAGCCUAUCGGGAUGCAGAGAGGAGCCCGAUAACUAUUACACAAAACUGUAUGAAGAUCUUGUGAUUGAGAACGAAAAACUGAAGGAGCAGCUGCAAGAGGCUCAGCUGCAAUUGACCCAAGUCAAGCUGGAGCUGGAAAGAGCGACUCAGAGGCAGGAGCGUUUUGCCGAGCGGCCUGCUCUCCUGGAGCUGGAGAGAUUCGAACGCCGAGCUUUGGAGAGGAAAGCCGCCGAGCUGGAGGAAGAGUUGAAGGCUCUUUCAGAUUUGAAGGCGGACAACCAGCGUCUCAAGGACGAAAACGCCGCUCUCAUCCGUGUCAUCAGCAAGCUCUCCAAGUGACCGCCGCUGCAGCCCCCAGAUGCCACCACAAAGCCAGGGCCUUACCCCUCCCACCCCCCAAUCCCGCCCACCCUCCUGUCAACCAGAUCUUCAGCAGGGGCAGGAAAGACGUGCAAAGGACCACGGGGCGGCCAGUUCCCUCGCCAAAACCCAGACACUCCAAAGGCGGACUCCCGCAACCCCCAGCCAAUCAGACGUCUGUUCUUUCCCACGCAGGGCCAAGCUUGUCAACAGAGGUGAUGCCUCAACCUCCCCGCUCUCCCCCCGCCCUUUCCUUUUCUCCUCCUUUCUUUCUUUUUCCUUCCCAGAGACAGUAUUUAUUUUAUGGCUUCCUUAAAGUGACAUUCCUGACUUGUUUUUUUUUAUUAUUAUUAUGUUAACACACGAGGGGAGUGGCGUUACAGGAGCCAGUAUUUCUGGGUGCUCAGAUGAGUAGGCCAGGACGCAGCGCAUUUUUUUUUCCUAACUGUAAGGGAGGAGAGACCAAUUAUUUUAAGAUUCAGAAACAAAGUUCAGACUUGAUCAUGGGGAGAGAAGGGGGAAAUCGUUUCCCUUUUGUUUAUUUUUUUAAAAGAAAGAAGGACCCUCAGAGAUUCAUGCCGCUUAAAGCGUCACCCUCUAGGGGUGGUGUCAGGCUCAGCCGCCUAAGGGUAGAAGCGUCCCCACCCUUGGCUGAGGGCCUCUCCCCCUCCUCAACAAACAGUACUUUAAUCAUCAGCCUCUGCUGCAUUCUCACAGUAUAUGGUGGGAGGUGGCCCCUGGAAGCCGGGUUUUAUGGUGCUUGUGUUGGCAGCCAUCCCGAGAAUUUAAAAAAACGGAGCAGUCGGUUCAGAACUGGUCAGGCGGCGGUAGCCCAGGAGGGGUGGGAGGUGUCAGCCUGACAGGGCGUGUGAUGCCCCGGGGUUGUUUGGGGGCUCGAUUGUAAGUGACGCCGUGGGACCGGAACGACCCUUGAAUGUAAAACCGGUUUGCCGCGGUUGCCCGCCAGCAGUCGUGGGGAGUAGAAUGUCGUCUCUGAAGGUCUGCGAAGAGGGGUGAUCCUUUAAGGGCCAAGACGCGAUUGGCUGCGGAGAGAGGAUCGAAGUGCCGUAGCGGGAGAAGGGGCACUGAAAGCGUGUGGCUGAAAUGGCUCCGCCGCUCCGGAAGGGGGAAGGGGAGGGGAACUUCCGCUCCUGUUUGCACUCCGCACAAAAAUCUUGAUAUUUGGAGAGCAGUCCUUGACCCUUUUCAAUCCCGGCAGGUUCUAAGCUUAGACCUGCCCCAAGGUCUCUCCUCUCUCUCUCUCUCUCUCUCUCUCUCUCUCUCUCUCUCUCUCUCUCUCUCUCUCUCUCUUUGCCGGAAAUGGAAAACCAGGGAGUGCGUUUUCCACGCCUCCCACUCUGCUCCUGGACAGAGCCUAAUAUCCAUCAUCGGCGUGGAUUUUGCUGGAACUUAUUUCCCGAGGGCAGAGAGGGGCUUGCUAGAGGUUGCAUGCCAAUUCCCCCCAGCCAGUGCUGCCUCUCCACUCGACUUCCACUGCUCCUCUUCCGCCGCCCGGAGCUGCUUCUUGACCGCUCCUGCCCCUCCCCCCCCCCGGACCCCUACACGUUCCUUGAGGACUUGUGGGCUUCUAGCUUUCCUCGCGCUCCUCUUACAUUCCUUUCCCUGCACGCACACAAUCAGAUAUUUUUCAGUUGUUUUAAACCUGAGGGCUAGAAGUAUUUCCAAGUGAAACUGAGGGCUACAAGUAAUUCCAAGAGAAACGGGUCCAAAGUUACUACCCUGAAAAAUCCCGUGUGUGUAAUUUUCUUACCUGCGCUAUCAUGAGCCAAGAUUUCCUCUGCCAAAAAAGAAAAAAUAAGUUACUCCUCCCUGUUUCUGUCAUGUCGUCCUCCAUGCCUCCCCC